This is a messenger RNA of Lagenorhynchus albirostris (white-beaked dolphin), 3646 nucleotides long. RefSeq names its product mitochondrial ribosomal protein L32 (gene MRPL32). Gene Ontology annotation, molecular function: structural constituent of ribosome. NCBI's taxonomy places the organism in Eukaryota, Metazoa, Chordata, Mammalia, Artiodactyla, Delphinidae. The transcript has 3 exons. Gene Ontology annotation, biological process: translation. Gene Ontology annotation, cellular component: mitochondrial large ribosomal subunit. The coding region runs from base 24 to 590 and encodes 188 amino acids. The record is from RefSeq and is a predicted model, not a curated record.
UGGGCGUGGUUUACGGGAGCAAGAUGGCGCCCGCCAUGCUGAUGCGGAAGGUUCUGCUGUGGCCCGCAGCCCAGGGACUCCUCCGGAACUUUUGGGAGCAACUGCAGCGGAAACUUCGGCAGAGCCGGCCAGGCUUUCCCAGUCCUCAGUGGGGACCAGCAUUAGCGGUCCAAGGUCCAGCUAUGUUUACAGAACCAGCAAAUGAUACCAAUGGCAGUAAGGAGAUUCCCAGCUUUUUGGAGAACAUCUUUUGGAUGGCAGCUCCCAAAAACAGACGCAGCAUUGAAGUUAACAGGUGUAGGAGAAGAAACCCUCAUAAGCUUAUUAAAGUGAAGAACAAUAUAGACGUUUGUCCUGAAUGCGGUCACCUGAAACAGAAACACGUCCUCUGUGGCUAUUGCUAUGAGAAGGUGCGUAAAGAGACAGCGGAAAUCAGACGACAGAUAGGGAAGCAAGAGGGAGGCCCUUUCAAGGCUCCUACCGUGGAGACCAUGGUGCUGUACUUGGGGGAGACACCCUCCAAGCAAGACCAGGGCAAGAGGAUCAUCGAGCGAGAACGGAAGCGGCCAUCCUGGUUCACCCAGAAUUGACAGCAAACAUGUUUCUAGAGGAUAACUUCACACAAGUCGUUUCUCCUGAAAAAGAGGAAGAUUCUUUGUUUUUAUGUUGGUUGUGUGCUUGUUUUUAAAUCAUCAGCAUGGCCUAAAACAUUCUUUAUAAGCACUUAGUUUUUUGCGGGUAAUUUGAAGAAUGCAUCAGGAGUAAAGUCUGAAAAUGUUUGUUUAUGCGGAGGCUCAAUGGAUUUAUGUGUCUGUUUCUAUUAUACUAUGAAGUUUUAGUGAACAGAAUUUUCAGGACAGAAAAAUGAAACCUAAUUUAAAAUUCGCAGCCAGAAUUAUGCGUCUGGGCUCUGGUUUUGUUUGUUUGCCACUGGUUUUUCUUACAAGAAUACUUACACAAAUGCUUUUGUUUAAGUAACACCUGAAAAUAGGUUAUUUAAAUUCUGGGUAUCGCUUUUUUAAGAUGGUAGAUGUAGCAGGAAGAAAAAGUUCGUUCUGUUUGGUUUUUUCGUUUGUUUGUUUCAGCAAAUUAAAAUGGCCUCUGUAUGGCACUUAUAGGAGACAUGUUCGUUUACUUAGAAGUAGUUCUUGACAUUUCGCAUUAAAUCAAGAUGACAUUCAGAAUUCAUUAGAUGGCUCAUGAGAUCUGUAAUUUGUAGUCCGGGGAGAGAGAUCUUUUAAAGGAGAUGUGAGUGAAUUCAGUAGCACACAGAAAAUGUGCUGAGGGGGUUGCCCUUGCAUUUUCCUUCUAGGAUGACCUUUUAGUUUAUUUCACAUUUCAUCAUAUUUCUCUCUAUAGCAAUGGCCUUUUUAACUUAACGCAAUUCAUUUCAUAUUUCCGUCUCCUUCCCCCAUUCCUGUGUCUACCCUGAGUCCAAGGUUUGCUGUUUCCUGCCUCGCUGAAAAAAAUAAAAGUGAGGUAGCGUAUUAAAACACAAAGUAAGAGAAUUACAGUUGAAUGGAAAAUUAAUGGGUAAAAUAAGAUAAAGCCCAGGGAUAUAUUCAAAACAAAAUGCAUGCUACAGUAGCCUGAGUACUUACAAGAAUUAGGCAGUGAAUUCAACCCUGAACUUGCUUUGCCUUGAAAAGGACGUCCAUUGAUAAGUCUCCACAAGACAUAAUCCAGAAGUAUACCUCUAUCCUGGUAUUGAGGCCUAGGGUAAGUUUUGCCCCUGGGACUUCAUGAGGACUCUGAUGGGGUCAUCCAUGUUAACAUUCCUAGAAGUAAAAUGAUCAAUGUCAUGUGGUACAGUACAGAUCGAUGAUCUAUCCGAGUGCAAUUCAGUGAGAGCAAAUCCUUAAAUCUUCCAAAGUACCGGAGUCCCAGUAAAUAGCUCUUUAAGACUUAGCUCCACCCACACAUAAAAAAAAACAAAUUCUGGAGGAAUUGUCUGCGUAUUCUUAUUAAGGCAAUCCUCUGCAGAUACUGAUUUUUCACUCUGACAAGCCUUAGAAAUGCCUAGUGUCAAACUUCAGGUAGGUAUACUUGGAGGCUAAGGCUAAAAAGUACACACCUGAGUCUUCCACCGCCUACUCAGCAUCUCAGUUGACUCUCUUAACAGAUUGCCAAGUGUAUGUCUGGGUAACAUAUUGUCCACUGAUUUAGCAGAAAGCCACACAGAUGAACCUAAUGAGAAUGUGUGGGCAGGUCCACUUUUCUGUUUGCUACUCAUGGGCAGAUAAACACCAAAUGCAUCCCCAAAUUAGCAAAACCAGAUAUCUGGUUCAUGUCAGAAAGCCAUGUCAUUAGGGAAAGUGCCUAUCACUGUUUUUGAAGAGGUUGUCCCCACAAAGUUAUCUUUAUAACAGAUUAUAUCACUUAAUACCUCCAUUUUUUUUUUUUACUCUCAGGAAAAAGAAAACACAUGAGUUUGAAUAAAAUCAUUUACGUAACCGAUUCGUUCAUGUUCUGAACAGUAGAGAUGAACUUCAUCCCUACCUGUCUGCGUCAUCAAGAUGUUGAGACAGAUUACUUUUGGAAGGAGGGGUCCAAGUUUUGUUUGGGAGAGGUGGGUCAGGAGGUGAUGUCCCCUCUGAGCUUGGUGACAGUCCCCUCCAUCUUCCUGUCUCCUUUAGCCACUUCCUAGCAGAUUGCCAGAUGCUGAAGGUCUAAGCGUCUGACUUCACUGCAUCUCCUAGCCAGGGUCCUCCUUCAAACCCUAAUCGUCUCUUUUCCGAGCUGUUACAAUGCACUUUCCAAUUACUGGUUUCCAGCCUUCUCAUAUUUCUCAUUCAUUUUAAUAGUUUUUCACUUACAAAAUUAAUACAUCACUAUAGUUAAUGAAGCAAUGCACAGUGUAUAAGCGAAAAGUGAAGAAUUGUUACUCUACCACUAUGGAGUAUAUGCUUCUCAAUGCCACACUCUGGUUUCUGAAACACUUCUGAUCGUAUCACUCCCUGAUCAAAACCAGACUCCUAAUGAAACCCUCUCUGGUGUCCUCACGAUCUGUCCCAGUCUUUGUGCCCACCUCCCAACACAGCGAGGUACACACCCCACCCCUCAGUUUGUUGAAAUCAUAACCACGUGUAGCAGAGCUUGUGACGCCCUCCUCAGCACGCAUCACCCCCCCAUCCCCAUUUGGGCCCACUCUGUCCCACCUCACUGAGUCUUCCUCUCAGACCCCCUUACUGAUUCCUUCUCUUCCCCCUAACCUCUUGAGAGUGCCCAAGGCUCCAUUCUUGGGGGUCUCAUACACUGUUAUGGCUUUAAACGGCAACUCUAUCUUGACGCCUUCCAAUUUGGGAUGGGCCAAAUUUCUGGCAUAGGCCUCUCCCCUGAACUCCAGAUUCAUAUUCAACUGUGUACAGUAAGCCCCCUACAUACGAACCUUCAAGUUUCGAACUUUCAAAGAUGCAUCGGCGCGUUCCAUCAGCGUCAGGCGUGAGUGAAAUCGCAGCUUGCCCUCCGUCUCGUAUUACUGACGAUCCUUCAGCUCUACCAUCUCCCACCUCCUCUCCCUCCUCCAGUCAGUAACUCUUCUCGCCUGUUCACUUGAUGCCAGUCCCUGGAUGCCAGCUGUUGUGCUGCACUGCUGUACUUUUCAAGGUACUGAGCUGUAAGAUUAAAAAUGUUUUCUUUAUUUUUA